This is a messenger RNA of Amborella trichopoda, 915 nucleotides long. RefSeq names its product alpha-L-fucosidase 1. Gene Ontology annotation, cellular component: lysosome. The record is from RefSeq and is a predicted model, not a curated record. Gene Ontology annotation, biological process: fucose metabolic process; glycoside catabolic process. Gene Ontology annotation, molecular function: alpha-L-fucosidase activity. NCBI's taxonomy places the organism in Eukaryota, Viridiplantae, Streptophyta, Magnoliopsida, Amborellales, Amborellaceae.
CCUAGAAGUGUAUGACAUCCUCCAUUGAAUGGCUUCUUGAAGCUAAAUGUUGACGGCUCUUCUAUGGGAAAUCCAGCUAGAGCUAGGGUGGGUGGAGUUUGCAGAGAUUCUUGUGGGAAUAUAACUUCCUGCUCUGCAAUCCCUGCCCCUCUCCCAUUGCUGCCAAUUCCCUCUGCUUCCCAACUCUCAUGGCAGCCCGGAGAAUCCACCAUGUUCCUUCACUUCGGACCCAGCACUUUCACCGAUUCCGAAUGGCGCACCGGCCACUCUGACCCAUCUAUCUUCAACCCUGUUGCCUUGGAUCCGAAGCAAUGGGCUCAAGUGGCUAAGGACGUUGGUUUCUCCAGGCUCAUUAUCACCGCUAAACAUCAUGACGGGUUUGGCCUUUGGCCUUCUUCUCUCACUGAUUAUUGGGUGAGGUCAAGUAAGCGGCGUAAUGGCACCGGGGAUGUAGUUAGUGAGGUCGCAGAGGACUCUAAAGAGAUGGGUCUUUGGCUCGGGCUUUAUCUCUCUCCGUGGGAUCGCCAUGAGUCCAGUUAUGGCCAGACGUUGGAGUAUAAUGAGUUCUUUUUGGGGCAGAUGACUGAGUCGCUUUCUGAUUACGGGGAGAUUAAGGAGGUAUGGUUGGAUGGUGCCAAGGCUGAGGGAGAGAAGGAUAUGGAGUAUAAAUUUGAAGAAUGGAUUCAUGUGAUUCACCAGCUUCAGCUUGGGGCUGUCAUCUUCUCUGAUGCUGGUCCAGAUUGCAGGUGGGUUGGUGAUGAGGGUGGAGUUGCAGGUUCUACCUGUUGGUCCCUGUUCAAUGCCUCCUCUGGCACUACUGGUCAUACAGAUUACCACUUCUUUUGAUCUGUCAAUUGGUGUAGAAAGAAAUGAAAUGGCUAUUUAGACUUCUCAGGGAGCAAGUUUUCCUUUCGG